AUGAAUUUAACCUUUGCACUGUUUUCCAUAAUGGCGGUCAUCUGGUUAUUUUGCGGAAAAUGUGGUGCAGCUCCUGAACUCGUCAGUAAUAUUUACCGCAAAUUUCGAAGCCGUCCAUUAUUGCGGAGGAACACCGUAGAAAAUCCUUUUGGCGAAGACGAAGAUUUCUUUAAUUUAAACAAACGUCAACACUUCGACGAUUAUGGACACAUGAGAUUCGGAAAACGGGAACAAUUCGACGAUUAUGGUCAUAUGCGAUUCGGCAGGCGUCACGAGUGA
Molecule: messenger RNA, 279 nt
Organism: Dufourea novaeangliae
Lineage: Eukaryota; Metazoa; Arthropoda; Insecta; Hymenoptera; Halictidae
Gene: Dsk
Exons: 2
Coding region: 1-279 (92 amino acids)
Source: RefSeq, a predicted model, not a curated record